AUGGACGCUCAACCCAAAACGACGAUUGCCAGUCCAGAAGUAACCGAAACACCUUUCAAGGGAUCACCCCCUCUUCAAGAUGCCACCACAGAAGAAGGACAAACACAAACACCGGAGAAAGAAGCAGAGGCAGAGGCAGAAAAAGAACAUUCCAAACAUCCUCUCGCUCAAUUAUCGCAAUCCCGUAAAAACUUCCUGUUAUUCAUUUUCAGCGUAGCUACCUUUGUGGAUAUUUGUAACGUAUCUGGAGUAGCUGUUGCUGUUGCUCAAAUAAGUUUGGAUAUCAACUUGGGUAUAUCUCAGGUAGUUUGGAUCAUCACAUCCUAUUCAUUAUGUUUCGCUGCGUUCCUCCUAUUUGCCGGAAGGUUGAGUGAUCUUUUCCCAGCUCAAAUCAUAUUCGAAGCUGGAUUUCUGGGAUUAGGUGUAAUCUCGUUGAUCACUUCAUUCGUGACUUCCAGCAAAUAUGGCUUCUUGAUCUUGAGAGGUUUAGGAGGUAUCUGUGGAGCGAUGACUAUCCCUUCUGCUUUUCAUCUCACCGUUCACAUGUUUCCGAGAUCUGAAGAACAACAGAAGAAAUUAGCUAUGAUGAGUUUGGCUGGAGGAUUGGGUAACGUACUGGGAUUAGUCUUAGCUGGAUUAUGUAUGGAAGCGUCAUAUAAAUGGUUCUUCCGUCUAAUUGCAAUCAUCUGUAUAACAUUUACGAUAGCAACUAUCAUCUUACUGCCGUACACUGGCUCGUCAUAUUCUACCAAACAUGAUCCGAUCCCAAGAUGGAAGAGGCUGGAUGUGCCUGGUGUGAUUUUGAUGAUGGGUGCAUUGAUAUGCUUUAUACUUGCCUUGACGCAGGGUCCUAUAGACGGCUGGGGCUCAGCAAGCUUUAUCGCUCCACUGGUUAUUUCUAUACCGCUCGGUGUAGGGUUCUUCUUCUGGGAAUCUCGUAUCCCGCCUAAAACAGCUGUAUUACCAUCCUCAAUAUGGAAAAUAACCAACGUCAUCAUCCUCUCGUUGGCUGUAUUGAUAGCUUUCCCAUUUUGGGCUACAUCUCAAUUGGAAUAUUCUACUUGGUGGCAAGAAGUGUACGGUUGGUCUGCACUCCACGUAGCAGCCGCAAUGUUACCUCAAGGUAUAGUAUGCUUGCUAGCAGCUGCUUUCGCACAUGCCGUACCGCAGGUAUUGACCAAACCCAGAUGGACCAUUGGAGGUAUGAUCCUAAUUGUCAUAGCUGAGAUCCUCCAGGUAUUCUCAGACGGCGGUCCAGGUGACAAAUACUGGCGAUACUGUUUCCCAGCUUUCGUGAUCGGUAGUUUUGGUGCUAUGAUCACGUAUUUUGCGAGUGGUAUCAAUAUUGUCACGUAUGGUCCUCCAGAAAUGGCCGGAGUGAUGGGUGCAUGGGUAAAUGUUUUAGCUCAAGUAGGAGGCGCAAUCACGAUGGCCGUCCAAGCUGGUCUACAAGAUACCAGCUCGACUAUCCCUCAAUGGUCUAAAUCAGGAUCGAGGACAUGGUACUUUAUGAUUGCCUGGACGGUUGUAUUGGGUAUUCAAUUUAUAGUUUUUUAUAAGACUCCUGGUACGCCUCAGGAAGAACAUGAGCUAGCUAGGAAGAGGAUUAUGGAGAAGGACGGGGAUUUGGGCGUGUGA
Kwoniella botswanensis is the source of this 1638-nucleotide messenger RNA. RefSeq lists its product as uncharacterized. Gene Ontology annotation, cellular component: membrane. Gene Ontology annotation, biological process: transmembrane transport. NCBI's taxonomy places the organism in Eukaryota, Fungi, Basidiomycota, Tremellomycetes, Tremellales, Cryptococcaceae. The transcript is spliced from 12 exons. Gene Ontology annotation, molecular function: transmembrane transporter activity. The coding region runs from base 1 to 1638 and encodes 545 amino acids. The record is from RefSeq and is a predicted model, not a curated record.